Molecule: messenger RNA, 1260 nt
Organism: Gryllus bimaculatus (two-spotted cricket)
Lineage: Eukaryota; Metazoa; Arthropoda; Insecta; Orthoptera; Gryllidae
Source: the annotation of a GenBank genome assembly
AGUACUCGUGUCGUGUCAUGUGCCCCGCCACCGUCGCGCCACCCCCCGCUUCUGCCGCUGCUGCCGCCGCCGCUGCCACCCUCGCCAGCGUCUGAGCCCCACGGACUGCUCAGCGGACCAUACGUGCACCCUGUGUGAAUCAGUGAAUUUUAUUUAUAAAAUAAUUAAACAGUGCUAACGAUUCGUGAAUCGAUUAUUAAUAAUCGUGAGAUCAGUUGUGUGUGACUGUCGUGUUAGUUCAAUCGCUUCUUUGGGUGACCAGUGUUUGGAUUUUCUUUUCCCGUAUUUAAAAGCUGCGGCCCCGCCCCGCAGACCGACAUGGUGUCCCGGCGGCGUAUUCUCUCGCGAUCGCGCGAUGACCUCAACCUGGACUCCACGUACGUCAUGCAGGAGGAGGAAGAAGACGUCUGGUACCAGCGCGACAAGCUCUACAAGGAUCACAUCCAGGAAGUGCUGGACAAAUGGACGCAGAUCGACGACGAGAUCUGGGCGAAGGUGAUCGUGCUGGAGCGCAACCGGCGCGUGGCGAAGGCCUACGCGCGCGCCCCGGUGCUCACCGUCAACGGCUCCGACGACGGCUUCGACGGCUUCCGAAUCGGGCUGUGUGGAUUUGACAACCCGAUGCGUGAUGCCAAAACGGACGAGAUAAAACGUCACAUUGGUCACGGCGUAAAAGUUAAGAUGGACGACCAAGGCAACAUCUUGGUGAAGCGCGUGUCUAAAUCCAAUGUGUACGUGAAGAGCACAGCCGCCGGCCCUGGGGACGAGACCAGCAUUGGCAACGAAAUCCUUAAGAUGCCGGGCUGCGCCUUAGAGAUGGACAAGCCUGUCAAGCUGUUCGACAUGAAGAAGUUCCAGCAGAACGUGAGCCGCGAGCUGCGCCGCGCCUACCCCGACCGCCGCCGCCUGGAGUGCCAGUGCCUCAGCGCCGUGGCCUUCGUCAAGGCGGAGUCGGAGCUGCUCGACUGCCCCAUCUGGGUGCUCAUCAUCAACGUCGUCGCCAUGGACAUGCUCAAGUCGCGCCUGCCGCCCGAAUAUGAUAAUGUAGGACAAAGAGGCAUAGAAAUCCCGAAGCGACGGCGGGUUCCGUGCAGGCGCUGGCUGCCGGGGGGCCGCGAGCGCUUGGCCCCCCCAGGGCCAGCCGCUGCCGCCGGCGCGGCGUCGUGCGGCGAUUCGCCGCGCCGCGAGCGCCCGUCAUGGCGCUACCGAAAGCGGUUGGGAUGGAGAACUUUAACAUUGAGUAGAGAACUUCGAGUGUGA